ACACGAAGAUUUGCAGUCGUUCCGAAUGGAGGUUAUCGGUCGGUCGGACGGUAACUUUACUUAUAAUCUUCUAACAAUCGAAACAGAUGAGAGUAGCGGAGAAUCUGGACCUAUUUAUGCCAUAGUUCUACAAAGUUUUGCCAUGCUCACUGUUAUCUUAUUGGCGAUAAUUGGCAAUAUACUAGUCAUAGUAGCCGUGCUAAAAUUUGAAAGAUUAAAGACUGUCGCCAAUUCUUUUAUUGUCUCGUUAGCUUUCGCCGAUCUUCUAGUAGCCGUUUUCGUCAUGCCGUUCAACGCCUCUCAAGUAAUAGCCGGAAAGUGGAUAUUCGGACGUGUAGUGUGCGAUAUUUUCAACGGAAACGAUGUUCUCUUCUCAACUGCUUCAAUUUUACAUUUGUGUUGUAUAUCAAUGGAUAGAUACAUUGCCAUAACGGAUCCUUUCCAUUACGAAUCAAAAAUGACUAAGAGGAGAGUAGGACUAAUGCUCAGUUGUGUUUGGACCGCAGCCGUCCUUAUAUCUCAUGGCCCUGUGCAGUUAGGCUGGUAUACAACAGUCGAAGAACGUUUGAACUGGAACAAUCGAACAGACGAGUGCAAUUUUGUAGCGAAUAAGGCCUAUUGCGCCGUCUCAUCUUCCAUCUCAUUUUGGAUACCGUCCGUAAUUAUGCUUUUCGUUUACGCCAAAAUUUACAAGGAAGCUAGGAGACAAGAGAAAAAUAUCCAUUCAUUAACUUUUCAAAAUGGAGGAGGUUCACCUUCGUCAAGGCAGGAACAAAAGAGGAUGAAAAAAGAGCACAAGGCUGCCAAGACUCUAGGUCUCAUUAUGGGCGCUUUUUUAGCCUGUUGGGUACCCUUUUUCCUUUGGUACGUAUCCUCGACCAUGUGCGAUACUUGUCAUACUCCUCAAAUUGUGGUCGCUAUCCUCUUUUGGGUAGGCUACUUUAAUUCCGCCCUUAAUCCUCUCAUCUACGCUUUCUUCAAUCGGGAUUUUCGACUCGCCUUCAUCCGAUUGCUUCGAAUAAAAGUGGCGCGACCCAACAGACGUUUACCCAGAUUUACUUGCUGUUGCUGCUGCUGCCCUGGACGAGGUAUAGUCGGAAGACGACCUAGUGAAAUGGACUCUUUAUACGAAUUAAGGACGGUAGGGCAACGAUUAAGCGUCCACUCGUUAGACGCCUAA
This is a messenger RNA of Dimorphilus gyrociliatus, 1180 nucleotides long. Lineage: Eukaryota; Metazoa; Annelida; Polychaeta; Dinophilidae. The record is from the annotation of a GenBank genome assembly.